Molecule: messenger RNA, 687 nt
Organism: Talaromyces marneffei
Lineage: Eukaryota; Fungi; Ascomycota; Eurotiomycetes; Eurotiales; Trichocomaceae
Exons: 3
Coding region: 1-687 (228 amino acids)
Source: RefSeq, a predicted model, not a curated record
AUGGCUUCAUACGAGGUCGAACACAACACAGACGACCUCAGCUCAACAACACCCCAAACCCACCCCCGCCGCCCAGAUCUAUCUACCUUCUUCGCAACUCUAUCCGAAAUCACACCCAACCCCUCCGAGACCCGGACGCGAGAAUACGCUGUCCCGGUACCAGGAGAUGUCAGUGCAGCAUUUCGAUCACUCGCUGAAGCCUUUGAAUAUAUAAGGCGAGAGCAUGAUGUUGGCGACGCUGGCGCUGGCGCUGGUGAAGGUGGCGAACAUGGACAUGAUUCGGCUCUAAUUGACCAGAUGAUAGAGGCAUUGUUACAAGGCGCUGAUAUGCCGCCGAGGGAAGUUGAGGGUGUCAAUGAGGAGUUUUGCGCUACCCUCGACCGCAUCCCUCGCUCAUCCCUCAAGGAAUCUCAAUCAUGUCCUAUAUGCAGCAACCCAUUUCUCGACGAUCCAUACCCUCUCGUCGUCCGUCUUCCUUGCCAUCCCACGCAUCUCUUUGAUCUGGAAUGUGUGACUCCCUGGCUCCGGUUAAGAGGCACAUGUCCGCUUGAUCGUACGGAUUUUGGGAAGCAGCAGCGCGAGAAAGAUGCGGAGAGACGGAAACAGGCGGAGAAACGCAGGGCGGCGUUGGCGACGUCCGAGCCCAAUGAUGAGGAGGACGAGGAGUGGGAUGGGAUGUAUGCUUGA